Macrosteles quadrilineatus (aster leafhopper) is the source of this 1180-nucleotide messenger RNA. RefSeq lists its product as uncharacterized. Gene Ontology annotation, molecular function: arylformamidase activity. The record is from RefSeq and is a predicted model, not a curated record. Bases 73 to 1023 code for a protein of 316 amino acids. The transcript is spliced from 3 exons. NCBI's taxonomy places the organism in Eukaryota, Metazoa, Arthropoda, Insecta, Hemiptera, Cicadellidae.
UACUGAUAACAGCUGUAAAGGCAGUCCCCACUAUUGGUUACCUCGCUCCGUCAAGGCGCGUAUGUAGCCAACAUGGAGAUUCUCCAUGCUGUUUACUUUUUGACACUGCUCGGCCUCGGUAAUUGUAUUUUGGACCCAUGUUACUUUUACACCGAUGAGUCCACGUUUGACCUUACACACCCCUUCUACGAGGGUAUUCCGCCAUAUCCGGGGUUGGAUCCGCAGGCUUUCGACCUCAACCUCGCCUAUGAGUAUCCGGAACCUCAUUUCUUCUUGUCUUACAACUUCUCCGUUUCCGGACUUGCUGGAACCUCGAUGACCGCUCCGGCUACCUUCUACCCGUUCAGUAGGCAGAUUUCGGAAAUACCCUUCAGCCAACUGGUCAGACUUAAUGGUAGAGUGAUCGACAUCAGUGACCAAGUGAAGAUCAACCCUAACUAUGAAGCGACAGUGGACGACAUCGUCUGCAACGAGAACGAGUACGGAUGCUUCGGUCCCGGCACCGUGGUCAUCUUCUACACAGGAUGGGCGACCCGUUGGCCCAACCAGGAGCGUGUGUUCGGUCUUGAGGGAGUCCUAGGUCUGGACCUGCUGCCCAUUGACUACAACUACCCCGGCAUCUCCGAAGAGGCGGCUAGGUACCUCGCCAGUCAGCCUAAUGUGUACGGAGUGAUGAUCGACUCUCCUGGGGUGGAUUCCGGUGCCGUCCCCAUCAUCGGUUUCGACAUCUACAAGUCCUCUAGGAUCCUUGCUAGAGAGAACAAGUACAUCGUCCAGAACGUCAACAUGGAGUGUACUCUUCCCAACAUCAACCUGAAGGUCUACAUUUUGCCUCUGUACGUCCUCGGAGGCACCAGCGCCCCUUGCCGCGUGUUUGCACAUGUCUGUCAGGAUCAAUGUCCUGUUCCUGCUCUCCCCCCACCACCACCUCCACCACCCCCACCACCACCACCAAUCCCUCCCCCACCACCCCCACCAGCACCCCCACAGCACGUCCACGUCUCCGGUAUCCGCAGGCUAUAAUCUCCACUAAUACCAUCCUCCCCGGUACAAAUCCCACACUCCUGACUCCUGAUUCAAAUGACUAAGGUGAUUCCCUAAGUAUAUGAUAAUUAAAAAAACUUAGACAGAUAUUUUUUUAAUUAUUGUAAAUUUGUUUAAUAAAUAAAUUAGGAUAGGU